Andrographis paniculata is the source of this 1134-nucleotide messenger RNA. RefSeq names its product growth-regulating factor 1-like. NCBI's taxonomy places the organism in Eukaryota, Viridiplantae, Streptophyta, Magnoliopsida, Lamiales, Acanthaceae. Gene Ontology annotation, cellular component: nucleus. The transcript is spliced from 3 exons. Gene Ontology annotation, molecular function: ATP binding. The coding region runs from base 1 to 1134 and encodes 377 amino acids. The record is from RefSeq and is a predicted model, not a curated record. Gene Ontology annotation, biological process: regulation of DNA-templated transcription; DNA-templated transcription; developmental process.
AUGAUGAUGAUGAUGAAUGGUGGGAGAAGCUGUAACAGUAGUGGUAGGUUUCCAUUCACAGCUUCGCAAUGGCAGGAGCUGGAGCAUCAAGCCCUUGUUUUCAAAUACAUGGUUUCAGGAAUGCCUAUUCCACCCGAUCUUCUCUGCACCAUUAGAAGAAGCCUCCACGACACUAACAGCAGCUCCAACAAGUCUUGCUUUCUCACUCCUCAAUCUUCCUCCUGCAUGGGGGUGGGGGUGGGGGGUUGGAAUGGUGGGUUCCAGAUGGGGUUUGGGAGGAAGAUAGACCCUGAGCCUGGGAGGUGCAGGAGGACUGAUGGCAAGAAAUGGAGGUGCUCCAAGGAGGCAUAUCCAGAUUCCAAGUACUGUGAAAGACAUAUGCAUAGAGGCAGAAACCGUUCAAGAAAGCCUGUGGAAAUGUUGUCGACUUCUCAACCCCAACCCCAACCCCCAAAUGCCAUUCCCAUCACCAACACAUCACUCUCUGUCUGUGUCACAAUCGCUCCUCCUAACAAAACCUCACUGCUGCCAAUGCCCAUGUCAAUGUCGUCUUCUUCUUCCUCCUCUUGUUCUUCUCUCUCAUCUUAUCUCACUCCUGCAAGCUCUGAACCCCACUUUCUGAGCCCUCAUUUCCAGUCCAGACCUGCUACUGCUGCUACUGCAGCUACUGCCAUGUCUCAAGAAACCACCACGAACUUUUUCUUGGAAUCUUAUCAUCCCCAGCAGUCACCUGGCAAAGGUGCUUGCAGGAACGGAAGCAUGUCCGGUGAUUCUACUUCUUCUUCUUCUUCUUCGUGGAAACUGGCACCACUGACAAUGGGGUCAUCAUCGCCGUACCAUCUUGAUCUCCCAGACCACCACCACUACUACUACGGCGGCGACAACAACCACCACCACCAGCUGCAACCAUCAUCUUUAAAUAACCUGCAGGAUAGAAUGGAGGAGGAGCACCACCAGUCCAAAAAAGUGAUGCACCAUUUCCUGGACGAAUGGCCUCCCAAGGAAAAAGACUGGCCAAGCUCUGAGAACAAAAUGGCAAUGGCAAUGCCCACCCCCAACCCCACCCCAAGAACCCAGCUCUCCAUGUCCAUUCCCAACUCACUGCAUGACUUCUUCAUGACCCAAAAAUGGUAA